Molecule: messenger RNA, 1737 nt
Organism: Penicillium canariense
Lineage: Eukaryota; Fungi; Ascomycota; Eurotiomycetes; Eurotiales; Aspergillaceae
Gene: sebA
Product: putative C2H2 transcription factor (Seb1)
Exons: 3
Coding region: 1-1737 (578 amino acids)
Biological process (GO): regulation of transcription by RNA polymerase II
Cellular component (GO): chromatin
Molecular function (GO): DNA-binding transcription factor activity, RNA polymerase II-specific; RNA polymerase II cis-regulatory region sequence-specific DNA binding
Source: RefSeq, a predicted model, not a curated record
AUGGACGCAACAUACACAAUGGCUCCGACUCCGGUCCAAAGCCAACCUUCGUUUGCAUACUACCCCGACUCGACAUCACAACAAGGCCACUACACCAGCCAGCCCCAAGACGUGCCGUACUAUGGACAGAUGCAGUACGCUCAGCACGGGGCUGAGCAGCCGAUUUACUCGACUCAGCCGGUCAUGAACAUGCACCAGAUGGCCACCACUAAUGCCUUCCGCGGUGCCGCCAUGAGCAUGACCCCAAUUGCCUCGCCGCAGCCCUCGCAGAUGAAGCCCGCCAUCUUUGUGCAGCAGGGCUCCCCCGCCUUGAUGCCUCUGGACACCCGCUUCAUCAAUGCCGACCUCUAUGCCUUCCCGACCACACCCCCUCUGUCCUCGUCUGGCAGCUCCAUCAGCAGCCCUCCGUCCGCCAAUGGCACGCUGCACACCCCGAUCAACGACGGCUUCUUCACCUUUGAGAAGGUGGAGGGCGUCAAAGAAGGGUGUGAGACGGACGUGCACACGGAGAUCUUGGCCAACCCGGACUGGUCGCGCGCCGACUCCCCACCGAUGACACCUGAUGGGCGAACUCCUCAUGCAAGGGGGAAGACGAUCAAACACAAGACUAAUUCGGGAGGCUCGUUAGUGUUUAUUCACCCACCAUCGCUCCUCGCCAGCCAUACGUCGGAUCUCCUCUCCGCCACGUCCUGCCCCUCGCUCUCGCCCUCGCCUUCCCCGGUCCCCUCCGACAUCCUUGCCCACUCUCAGGCUCUGACGGCAGAGUCGGACCUGCCUCCUCUGCCGACGCUUACCUGCGACGCGGAGGAGCCUCGUGCGGUCGUGGGCAGCGCGUCGGUGACUCUGCCGGUCAAUGAGAACCCUUCGCCUUCCUUCACUGCCUCGACCGAGGACCCUCUGAGCUCCCUGCCCACCUUCGACAGCUUCUCCGACCUCGACUCCGACGAUGAGCUGAACCGCCUGGUGGAGUUCCACCCGGGUGCCAACGCCGUAUACUUGGGUGGUAAGCGCCAGCGUGUGCCCCAGUACAUGGUCGAGGACGAUGGAUUCCUGAGCGAGCAUAGUCUGGAGGACUCGGACGAGCACGAGGCCUUCCUUCACCAUGGUCUUCCUUCCUUCGAGUGGACCGAGUCGACUCAGCCCCAGCUCGAGGAGGCCGAAGAGACCGCCGAGGAGGAAAUCAAGUCCAAGAAGCGCAGCCACCGCAAGUCAUCCCGGAAAACCACCCACUUUGAGGAGGAAGAGGAGGAGGAGCCCGUCAAGAAGAUCGCCGUGGCCCACUCUGAGUGCAGUGCCCCCUCCGUGGGCUCCCCGGCCACCGACUCCGAGCCGGCCCCUGUGUCCAUCAACCGUCGCGGCCGCAAGCAGUCGUUGACAGAUGACCCGUCGAAGACCUUUGUCUGCACCCUGUGCUCACGUCGGUUCCGCCGCCAGGAGCACCUGAAGCGCCACUACCGCUCUCUGCACACCCAGGACAAGCCGUUCGAGUGCCACGAGUGUGGUAAGAAGUUCUCCCGCAGCGACAACCUAGCCCAGCAUGCUCGCACGCACGGUGGGGGUUCCAUUGUCAUGGGUGUCCUGGACUCCAGCGAGGCCGGGAUGUCGUUUGACGAGCAACACGACGCGGGGGCACUGGGCCAGGUGAUGUACGAGGCUGCCCAGUCCGGUGUCGACGCCGACGACUCCCCUGCCGCGGACCGCCGCGCGGCGAAGAAGCGCAAGCGUGACUUGGCCUAA